Messenger RNA from Drosophila pseudoobscura, 1526 nucleotides. Its product is annotated as damage-control phosphatase ARMT1. Bases 39 to 1454 code for a protein of 471 amino acids. Lineage: Eukaryota; Metazoa; Arthropoda; Insecta; Diptera; Drosophilidae. Gene Ontology annotation, molecular function: phosphatase activity. Gene Ontology annotation, cellular component: nucleus. The transcript has a single exon. The record is from RefSeq and is a predicted model, not a curated record. Gene Ontology annotation, biological process: DNA damage response.
CCUGGCAGGAAGCCAUCAAAUUUUCAGUUUUAGACAAAAUGUUGAGCGACAAAAUGGAUCAGUCCACUGAGUUGACCAGCCAGACGGAAAUGGAAUCCGCCGUUGUCCACUCGGUAAAGAUCGAAGAGAGGGAGGACCUCGUAUUCAACGAAAAGCACCAGAUAUUUGACAUUGCCCCCAGGCCGCACGUCGAGUUGUCUGGCCAUUUCUUACGAAGUUUCGCCUAUUUCACGCUUAAGCACCGCUCGCCCAUGAUGUUAGGGGAAAUGAUUAGUUUCCUAAAUGAUUACGAGCCGAAGAUAAUGGAGAUCUUUGGAUCCUAUGCACACUUCGAUUUGAAAAGGAUUUGCUGGAGUCUGCAGCUACUGCGCGAUGAGGUACAGGAAAACCAGGAGUUUCAGCUGUUCCAUGGCAAGGCCCCUGAUGUCGAGGACUGGAAUCGGUUUAUUAGCACUCUGGACGAGGAUAGGAAUCGUUGGUUCUCCUCCGUCUGGCUGCACGCCGAAUGCUAUAUGUAUAGACGCAUUUGGGCUAUUUUCCGGCGCUCUGACUUGCUCUCCAGCUACGACUACUUUUCGCAGAAAAAGAUCGAUGCCACGACAAGCGUUGUGAAACUAAUGAGGGAUGUUAUCAUGGGUAUGCGGGGAAUGCUGCGCUCUCAGGAGAAAUUCCAGCGCAUGCUGAAGCUGUCCCUGUGGAGCAAUCGCUGUGAUCUGUCCAUAAACAAACAGGCUCCAGAUGCUCAGUUUCUGAAGCUAAUGGCGGAUUACGAGUCUGAUCUGCUGGUGGAUCAGUCUGCGGAUGUCUGGCGUGUCCUCACCGAGGCCUGGGACCCCGUUUAUGUGGACAUUGUGUGCGAUAACGCUGGCUUCGAACUCUUCUCAGACCUGCUGUUGGCCGAAUACCUCAUCGAAACGGGCUUGGCUCUCAAAGUGCGAUUCCAUGUCAAGGCCAUUCCUUGGUUCAUCUCCGACGUCACUAAGCAGGACUUUCUCUGGAUGCUGAGAUUCCUUCGCAGUCACAAGACCUCCGAAAUAGCCGCAUUCGGACGCCGUCUGCGUCGAUACAUGCGGGAUCGUUCGUUCGUCUUGUGCGACACCUGCUACUUUUGGACCAGCCCCCACGACUGCAGCCAGAUGAAGAAGCGCCUGCCCUGCCUGUACGUCUCUCUCAGCGAGGCAGCGCUGGUCAUCUUCAAGGGGGAUCUCAACUACCGCAAACUGCUCGGCGAUAUCAACUGGGAUUACACAGCGCCUCUGAUCGAGUGCAUGCGUGGCUUCUUUCCGACCAGUGUGUGUGCGUUGCGUACCAUAAAGUCGGACAUCUACUGCGGUCUCCCAAUCUGCACGGUGGAGUGGCUGUCCGAGGACGAUCCCCAAUGGAUGAGGACGGGUAAGAAGGGCGUCAUCCAAGUGGCCGUCAUGCAUAGACUCUCGGGGGAUGCACUAGUUUAAAGAAUAUAGUUUAUAAAUAGCAAAGAAUGACCUCGUAUUAUUUGAUACAAGACAGCACAUAAUACGUAUGUA